CUUCAUCGGCUCCCCUCCUCCCUGUUGCAUUGUGGGUACUGUAGUUCUAACCGCACCGCUUGAAAUGUCGGAACUACGGCUCCCAGCAUGCUGUGUGCCUCUGAGAUUGCGCUUCCAGGUCAGCGCGGCUCCAGUCUGUUCCUGCCCGAGAGAGAGAGCUGGCAGCGGGGCACACGAGGUGGGCAAUCCGGUAUCGGGGCUCGUUGUUUUUCGCUGUGAAGGGCCCCUCGGUGGGUCAUGUGACUGCCAGCCGGGAAGGGUGCUGUCCCCCGUGGCUAGCCUCUCUCGUGGAACUGUUGCCACUAAAGCCUCCUACAUAGGGAACCAACUCCUGAGCCUUCCUGUGAGACUUGAUAUUGUGAAAUCCCAGUUUCCUGCUCUCCAUUUGAGCUCAUGAAUGUGGAUCUGACUUAACAAGAGUAACAAGGAGGCCCGGGCGCUACCAUGGAGCUAGAGCAGGGCAUCGACGUUGGCGCAGAAGUCGAGCUGAAGGAUGGGAAUGUUCCUUUGGAUGAGUCCGUUUCAUUAAGGCUGGAAAAUAAGCAGGACUUGCCAGCUUGGCACAGUUUACAGUUUUUCGAUGAAUCGAGUAGUGAUGGGAGCUUGGAUGGUGAUGCUGUUGUUUCCUCAUCCUCUGAUGACGAGAAUCCAGAAGUAGAAUUUAUAGAACCUGCAGUCCAAAUCAAGAGCGAGGAACAAGUGAAUCAGAAGAUAGAACAUAUUUCCAUUUCUGAAGAACCACAACCAGGACUGCACACUGAUAACCCACCGAUUGAGGAUCAGGCGGUGCUUUGGAGCAAUGAAUGUGUUCAGGAGCAAGUCUUUCCUUUCGUGGAAGAACUAGUUAUAGCAGAAAUGACUACAGAAGAAAAUCCAGAGUUGGGCCCUUCCUCUGUUUCCCACCAACCAUCUUCCAGUGUUAAUGUUGACGAUGCCUCCUCAGAAAUGUUCUCCCAAAAAGAAGAAAUUGACUCCUGUGUAGAUAGUAACACUUUCUGUAGCGUAGACACGAGCAAAAAGAGCCCCGGAAAGCUGUCUAUUAAGAACCACAACUGUCCAAGAUGUGGGCGCCAAUUUAGAAGGUUUUCUGAUUUAGAAAAACAUUUUUGCUUGAAAAUGGUGGAUUUCCUCAAAAAAAGUGUCAGCAAGGGAGGUUACAAAAAGACCUCCGACUAUGAUUCAGAAAGGAUGUUAGAGCAGGUGUGUGAAAAGGCGCAGAGGGAGCUUAAGAUAGCGCAGGAUAUGAACGAGGAAGAGAUUCGUACGUUUAUUUUAGGGGACACGCUAGACAAUUCAUCAGACAGUGAGAAAGGCUAUUCAGCUGACAAGGUGACGCCAUCAAAGGGCAAAUCAAAUAAGCAGACAAUGCCCCUUCAGUUUAACUGUGACAAAUGUGGGCGCCAGUUUGGAAGACUUAGAAACAUAGCCAAGCAUACAUGUUGGGGCAAAGACCCCAAUUUAGCCAACCUGCCGACUGGCAAAGCAGGCUCAACAGAACACGUACCAAAAGGGAAACAGGCCAGCAGCGGCGACACAGAUCAAAGGCCCUCAACGUCACAAGGCCAGGCAAGUAAGACGCCUCAGAGGACACCUACAGGAAAAAUCAUAAACAACAAUUAUCCCCCUGGCACUGCCAAUAAAUCCUACACUUGCCAGCAAUGCGGACGAGUGUUCGAACGAAGCUGUGCAUUUUCCACCCACAUUCGUUGGCAUUUAAAAGAGUCAGAGCUGGAACUUCGUGCCAAAAUCCACGACCAAAAAGUUAAUCUAGCAAAAAAAGCAAUUGCGAGUGAGGGUGGAUCGUGGCAAACAAUGAAAAAGCCAGUCAUCGGGUUUGAAGAUGUAGAUUUGCCUUUCUCCUGUGACGAAUGUGGCCGUUGCUUCAGACACAAGGGCAACUUGGUUAAACAUCUAAACUGGCAUAUGAGCCAUAACUUCCAUGUUGCAGCCAUGAAGGAGAAGAACUUCGGAUUGGGCCUCUAUCCGCCUGAGCCGUAUUUUCCAGAUCUCCAGUACACCCCAGAUAUGUUGGCUAGAAUGCAAGAGGAGGAUGAAAAUGUCAUCGGUGAGGAUGAAAUUAUCCAUCAUUUUAUCGAUGAAGACUUUGUCCGGUCAUCUGAUCCCAAAAAAACAACCCGGGAAAAACAGCGGGGCCGUUCUGCCGCUGGAAAGGGAGACGCCCAGAAGUCUCUACCACGAUCCAUGCCACAUGCAUUCAUGCUACGAUUUUCCAAAAGGCCGAAGCCACCUCACAAAUGUCCAGACUGUGGUGUGCGCUUCUUCCGGCUUUCGCAGCUCAAGAAGCAUCAGCAGAGGGCCUCCGGACGCAAAGUUACCGCCAAGAGAAAGCACAAGUGCGAUUGUGGCAAAUCAACUGUAGGGUCCCUGCAUUUCCUACGGCACCAACUUCAGCACUUGAGUGACACUGGAUUCAUCUGUGAAAUGUGUGGGCAGGCCUUGUGCGGGUACCACCAACUCCGUGCACACAGCUGGAUCCACCCUCUCGUGUCACGUUUCCAGUGCAGCUGCGGGGCAAAGUUUUCUCAGCUCCCCAGAUAUUUAUGGCACUCCUUGGUGAACAAUACAGAUAUCAAAAAGAAAGAAAAGAAGAACAAAAAGAAAAUAAAAAGGGGCAAAAAGCAGAGAAAGACUCGCGCAUAGGGUGCUUUUUGGGUUUUUUUGUUGUUUCUUUUUUUUCUUAUGUAAUUUUUUUUUUAUUUAGUGUUUUUUGUAAUGUUGGUUACCUUGGCCACACCAGUCAUUUUCUAUGUAGGAUAUCCAUAGCGUCAUUCUCACUGGUUGGGUUACUGGUCUUAACUUUCUCCAAGCACUUCUACUCAUGUCCAACUGCAGAUGCUAUAAAGCACGGGACACGAUUUCUUUCACGUUUCAGUAAAUAAGUAUCUUUUACUAAUAAACCUGAACUAAAGUAACUCUCAUGAAACUGAUUGAGCCAACGUUCUGCUGCCUCAUAAAACGGAGGAUUCUACUUUUUAAUGAGAUCGAUCUUCGUUCUUUGAGAGGAUACUGUACUCUACAUUGAUAGAUUUCCUCAGAAUUUUAAUAAUGUAGAGAUGGGUCAACUCUGGGCACUGCCACUCCAAGCAUCUCUUCUUUCCAGUAGGUGUGGCUGGGGUAUUGUGGCACUUUGUGUUCUUUGGCAUGAAAGUUGCAUUCGUGUCCACCUAACAUCAACGGUUCAAGAGUUCUUCGAUCGGUGGGAAUUACAUUCCCAGACCAGCAAGUUUCAAGUGACUGAAGAAUGUGAAUGAAUGGCAGAUAUUUUUAAAUAGAAUAAUACUAUAAACUUUGCAGAUCCUAAAUUAUUCAUCCAUGCAUUGUGAUAGUGAGAGUCAACUUUGAAACAUGCUUUACUUUGAAGAUUAAAAUUGAUGAAAUACAUUUUUAUAGAUGCUUUGCUGAAUUAGAAAGCUUUUUUACCAUGCAACUUCAGGUCUAUGCUUAAUUGCAGUCAUUGUGUAAGAUAACAUCUUCCUUUUUACCAUCUAAUAAAUUAAUUAAUUGGGUUUUAGUCUGACAGACAUCGCAGUAGCUUCUAGUGAGCUAUUCUCUGACAAACCUCCAGUGUAUGACUUUGAGAGGAACAUGCUCCUAGGCAGAUGUAAUAUUUUCCCAUGGGCGUAAAUACCGACUCUGAGGCCAGACAGCUAAUGUGUAAGUAGUCUUAUUCCCUACCUGUAUAGACAAAGAAAAAACAUACUUGUGACCAGUAACUUUAAACAUGUGUCUCUCCAGAUACAAACUUGUGAGAGCUACAUCUCUUGGAUAGACACUUAUCCCAUAUCUAUCAUCAUUUACGACACUAGGUACCAGUGCUGUGCGCACUAAUGGGUGCAAAACUGUAGCCAUCAGCAUUCAAUGCACAUCAGGCAGAUGCAGAGCUCUGUACUUAAUGCCUUGAUCUGGUGUUUAAGCCAGGCCUCCAAGUGUAGCUUGUGCCUGCUGGUACUUCUGGUGUGUGAUCUGCAACCCCCAGAUCCCCCAGGAUUGGUUAUUGGCACAGCCCCUGUCCUGCUGUCUUAUUAGUUUAUGUCAUGCUUGAAGGCAGAACCUGAUAGGCUGGAGCACACUUUAUAUUUGUCCUUAGACCAGGGAUCCCCAACCUUUCUUACUCGUGGGCCACAGUCAAA
Molecule: messenger RNA, 4151 nt
Organism: Xenopus tropicalis (tropical clawed frog)
Lineage: Eukaryota; Metazoa; Chordata; Amphibia; Anura; Pipidae
Gene: znf554
Product: zinc finger protein 554
Exons: 5
Coding region: 445-2661 (738 amino acids)
Biological process (GO): positive regulation of transcription by RNA polymerase II
Cellular component (GO): nucleus
Source: RefSeq, a predicted model, not a curated record